Molecule: messenger RNA, 903 nt
Organism: Sclerotinia sclerotiorum 1980 UF-70
Lineage: Eukaryota; Fungi; Ascomycota; Leotiomycetes; Helotiales; Sclerotiniaceae
Exons: 4
Coding region: 1-903 (300 amino acids)
Biological process (GO): epoxide metabolic process
Molecular function (GO): epoxide hydrolase activity
Source: RefSeq, a predicted model, not a curated record
AUGAUAAAUCAUCUCACAAACCCUUCAAAUACAUCAAUCCCCGCUUUCCACGUCGUGGCACCCAGUCUUCCAGGCUAUGGAUUCUCUCCCGCUCCACAGUAUCCCGGUCUAGGACUACGAGAAACAGGACAAGCAUUCAAUAACCUCAUGAACCAACAACUUGGUUACUCAAAAUAUGUAAUUCAAGGAGGUGAUUUUGGCGCUUUCACACUCCGCUAUAUGGCCGGCCAGUUUCCUUCUAGCGUAGUAUCCUCACUUUCGAAUUUCUUUAUCGUGCCUCCGAAUUCUACGGAUCUGGAACGCUAUGCAAAGGGGACGACGAGCGAGGAGGAGAACUUGAAUAUUGGAAGACUUGAUAUGUAUAAUAAUUAUUAUGCGGGGUAUAGAGAUAUUCAACAAACAAGACCGGAACAACUUGCUAUUGCAAUGACGGAUAGUCCGGUGGGAUUUGCUGCGUGGAUUUAUGAUUUUAUGUUUAUGCAUGUGGAUGGGUAUGUAUGGACGCUGGAGGAAAUUAUUACCUGGACUAUGAUGUAUUAUAUUCCAGGUCCUUAUGCAGGAAUGAGGAUGUAUAAGGAACUUGCGAAGGCUGGUACAUGGUUGAAUGAAGGAUUCCUGCGAAUUGGCAACCCAGUCGGCGUUAUUGGGUUUCCCCAAGAUUUGGGAUAUAAAACGCCGACUUCCUGGCUCCAACGAUGGGCAAAUGUCACUUAUGAAGUUAAUCAUUCGAGAGGUGGUCAUUUUGCAGCACAUGAAGUUCCAGAUUUGCUUCUGGAAAAUAUUCGAACUUUUUGGGGUGAUAGUUCGCUUUCGAAUGUGGAUCAAUUUAAGGAGCAGCUUGAGCUUGAGCUGUAUAAACUUUUGGAUGGAAUCAAGGCUGGUGAAUCUUCCACACAAAAGUGA